Molecule: messenger RNA, 1636 nt
Organism: Annulohypoxylon maeteangense
Lineage: Eukaryota; Fungi; Ascomycota; Sordariomycetes; Xylariales; Hypoxylaceae
Exons: 2
Coding region: 85-1233 (382 amino acids)
Cellular component (GO): endoplasmic reticulum
Source: RefSeq, a predicted model, not a curated record
CGUCGCAUAAGCUCCAGCUAACGAACGUCGUCUUCGCGAUCUCCAUCACAAUCAAACAGCUUCAGAGUUACCAACCUUAACAAUAUGAAGCUCCAGGGCUUCUUGUUACCGGCUUUGGCUGGUAUUACCACUGCCAAGUCAGAAGAGCAAUUGCAAAAUGCAGAGGUCUACAUCAUUAAACAACAAGAGACCAAAUUCUCGAAUGUCCCUUCGAUACCGCAAGACCUUGCUCAAGCUAUCCUCCUUCAGCGUCUCAGCACGUCCGAGCAACCAUCGAUUUUAGGCCAACUACCCGAAUCAAUCUCCCAAGAUGAAUCUAUACUCUAUCUCAACCAGUACGCGAAGACGCCUCGGCCGUUAUUCGAAGAGGUCGACGCGAAUGAGCCUAGGCAGCUAGUCAUCGCGUUUUCCGGCGUUACGACCCAGAAGCAGAAGGAUCUUCAAGCCGCUCUUCCGGGUGUACCUCUUGCUUUUACGGCUCCUGGACUGAGUCGACUUUCUGCGAAGGGGAAGAAGACUGGCUGUGCAUUUGAUCAGUCGAUCAACCCGGAAAAUGCCAAAUGCUGGAAAGGCAAGACACAGUAUCUCGAAUACAAUGCUGCUAAGGACAAGAACAUAAUCAAACAACUGAGCCAAAACAUCGCAACCCUCCAAUCCCGCGCCCAAUCCAGCACCCUCGAAACCACUAUCCUCCUCCUCGCCGACCCCAGCUCCUCCCCUCUCCGCCGAGACAUCCUCGAAGACGAACUCGUCAUGGCCGAAGACAUCCCCACAGCUGACAGCUCCUUCAACGCCGACGGCACUAAGAAGCCCUCCGACCCAUCUAAGCCCUUCCACGCCUUCUCCUCCAAACCCACCAACCUCGCCUCCCGCCCCGGCAUCCUGCCCUCCUGCUUCACUUCACACAAUGCUUGCAUCACAGCAACGGACAGUUGCUCCGGCCACGGCCAGUGUCUCGACAAGUGGAGCACCAUCGACAGCGGCGACAAAGCGUGUUUCUCUUGCCGCUGCAUGAGCACGAAUGAGACGAAUGCGGAGGGUCACACGAGCCUAUACCACUGGGGCGGGUCCGCCUGCCACAAGCGGGAUAUCAGCACCCCGUUCUGGCUAUUCGCUGGCACUACGCUUGCCUUGGUCGGCACAGUCGUCUUUGCUAUCGGUCUGCUGUUUAAUGUCGGUGAGGAGAAGCUGCCGGGUGUUAUCGGGGCUGGUGUUUCCCGGUCUGGGAAAUAAGUAGGUGUCUACCUAGCUUAUCGUUUAAAUCGACUAGGUGGUUCUGUGUAAGUUGCCUAGGAGAAGAGUAGAGAAGUCCGGAAACUGUAUGGACAGAUGAAUAGAGGCAAGGACUGCCACCAAGGCUUACCGAAGACAUGGCGAAGAACGAGAGAGAAAGACUGUCUCAAUGUAGACGAUAAUGCAGAUGUAUCAUACAUGUACUGAUACCGGGGACAAACAAACAGGCGCUGGUUAGCAUAUCUUGUUUCUCCCUACCUAUAAGGGAGUUUUCGCAUGGUAUUUCAUUAUGUAGAAGGUUCAAGACAGACAUUUUACAAGGUUCGUCGGAUUGACUUGGAAUUCUCUGUGAUUCCUCUAUCGUGAAGAGUCUAGUCGAAUUGAAAAGAGUAGACUAUAGGUA